AUGUCCGCAGUAGCAAUGGGUUAUCCAACACCCAUCCUUCUCAACUGGAAACGCGAGUUCAAUAGACCUGCGUGGCACUUUGCAGGAAGUCACAUCGCCAAGCUGGAAAGUUUACUAGCAGCUAUCGAAGUGUUACUCAAGACAGGCAGUGAGGAUGAUGUUGCGGUUAUGGUGGAUGCAUAUGAUCUGUGGUUCCAACUCCCGCCUUCUGUGUUAUUGGAGAGGUAUCAUCGUCUUAAUCGUGAGGCGGAUGAUAGAGUGCGCAGACAGUGGGCAGAGCUCAACAUCAGCGCUGACUUUCCUAUAUCGCCGCCGAAGCAGGAUAUCAUCAUCACCACAGCAAAAGAUUGCUUCCCAGACGCAUACUCCGGUUCUAAUCCCCACUACGAACACUGGCCUGAGUCGCCUAUGCCGAAAGAUAUGUACGGCCCCGACACCGAUAAAGUCCCCUGGUCUUUCGACCCAGCACGCAAAUACAAGAACGUUCGUCCAAGAUGCGUAAACAGUGGUCUCAUAAUGGGUUCUCUGGGCGCUUUGAGAUAUGCGCUACAAAGAUCGAAGGAGAAGAUCGAUACCGUUACAAUGAAGGGACGACAACUUUGGAGUGACCAGGCUCUUAUCGGCGAAGUCAUUGGGGAUCAAGAGAUUUAUCGUGAGUGGGUGAGGCAUCUUGGAUCAUCAUGGAAUGGCUCAGCAGCUGUCAAUACUCCCAGUCAUGAAAUCCGUAAAAUUGCAGAUGCAGCACUCCUUGGUCAACGAUUCGAAUUCGGUAUUGGUCUGGACUACAACUUCACCACCGCACCACCAACGUGCUCAUCCGAAGAAGACGGUUACUUCGUACAUCUUAGCAACGAAGUCAACAUUCACAAAGAAUCUCAAAAAGCAGGUGUCCCCGGCCCUAUCCGUACGAAUGGUAUACCACCUGAAAUACAAUCCAUAAACGACACUAUCCUCUCAUCUAUAAACUGGGGCGCAAUCCCUCUGUACACAGAUUUCUUCUUCGGCACAACACCCAUAGCAAUCCAUCACAACGCCUACGUCAAUGGUCUUAAGAAAUCUAGACUAAGGGAUUGGUGGGACAAGAUGUGGUAUCACGCACAGCUGCGACAUCUCAUCACCCAGCGCCUCAAGUCCCCCGUCGGACUGUUGGCCGAACUAAAUGAUGAAACAGACAAAAUCGUGUACACAGCACCACAAGAGUCCAAACCACUUGUGUUCAGCCCCCUAGCGCCAAAUUUCACGCCGAUAGAUUGGAACGUGGUAUGUCAAAAGCCAGGACACGGCGUACCUUGGCACGAGGAACUAUUCAGCGACGACAAAGGUCCUCUGGAAAUACCACGAGAAUAA
This is a messenger RNA of Fusarium coffeatum, 1347 nucleotides long. RefSeq lists its product as uncharacterized. Bases 1 to 1347 code for a protein of 448 amino acids. The transcript has a single exon. The record is from RefSeq and is a predicted model, not a curated record. NCBI's taxonomy places the organism in Eukaryota, Fungi, Ascomycota, Sordariomycetes, Hypocreales, Nectriaceae.